UUUUGUCCAAGAUGGCGGAAUAGAUGCAGCCGAGGCGACGCUAAUGUUUUUCCUUUUAUUUUUAUCCGUAAAACUCAGCAUCCAGGCGAGCGUUCUUCCGUGCACACGUUAGCUAAAGUCUUCCACACGGAUGCGCAAGCUCUCUCGGAGCCGUGAGAUUCCACCUCGGAGCUGAUUUUAUAUUUUUGCCAGCGGAGCAUCACUGGAUAAUGAAGCGGCAGGCCGAACGCGACGCGAGUCCCUCCAGAACGCUCGCCAAACGCGUCCGCGAGCGCGACCGAGAGCGCGAACCGAACCCUCCGCUCGCGCUGCUGCUCGCCGAAAGCCGAAACUACCAUAAGCGGAGCCGCAGCCGCGAGCGGGAGAAGCCGCGAGUCCGCGAGGAGAGAGAGAGUCUGCAUCACCGGCCGCAUCACGAGCUCGGUCUGCUGGGACGGGCUCCCCUCAGAACCACAGCGGUCCUGCCCAAAGGUAAGACCCCAUCCGCUGAAACUGUGGGCGCACGACUCGAAUACAAGACACUAUUAAUAAGCAACCUGGGGUCUCAGCUCUCCGACGAGCAUGUAGAGGACGGACUGUUUCAUGAGUUCAAAAAGUUUGGGGACGUGAGCGUCAAGCUGUCCCACACGCCAGAACUGGGCCGAAUUGCGUAUGUAAACUUCAGACACACGGAACACGCGCGGGAAGCUCGUCAUGCCAAAACCCGGCUGGUGCUGUACGACCGUCCGCUGAAAGUGGAGCCCAUGUACAUGCGGCGGCGCAGCGUCACUCCUCCAGAUGUGAGCUAUGUGUCUCUGCACAGCGCCGCGUACGCAUACAGGCAGCGCUCCCUGUCUCCGGGGGCCGGGAGCAGCGCCCUCAGGGAAAUAAGGCCCAGGCAUUAUGUGGAGGGUAUGGCGCUCAGCAGGGACAGAGUUUUGGACUAUUACACAGCCCUGGAGGAGAGGACGCGUGCCUAUGCCUAUCAGCUUCCCGAGGAGGACUUAAAGCCGGAGGACGAUCAGAGAGCCACACGGAACUUGUUUAUCGGCAAUUUGGAUCAUAAUAUCACUGAGGUGGAGCUACGGCAGGGCUUUGACAAGUAUGGGAUUAUUGAGGAAGUGGUCAUCAAGCGGCCUGCGCGUGGACAAGGAGGUGCUUAUGCUUUUCUUAAAUUUCAGAACUUGGAUAUGGCUCACCGGGCCAAAGUGGCCAUGCAGGGGCGUAUGAUUAAUGGCAACCCGAUUAAGAUCGGAUAUGGGAAAGCUAAUCCCACGACCCGGCUCUGGGUGGGCGGACUCGGUCCGAAUACAUCGCUGGCCGCUUUAGCACGUGAGUUUGACCGCUUUGGGAGUAUCCGCACCAUAGACUAUGUGAAAGGAGAUAAUUUUGCUUAUAUUCAUUAUGAGAGCCUGGAUGCGGCGCAGGCUGCUUGCGCACAGAUGCGUGGCUUCCCUCUGGGCGGCCCGAGCCGCAGGCUGCGUGUGGAUUUUGCUAAAGCUGAGGAGACGAGGGCGUACCCCCAACAAUACCAGCCCCCUUUGCUUCCUCCUCCACAUUAUGAUCUUCUUCCUGAAGGUUACGCGCGCCACCGCAGCCUGGAGCGGGAGCUGAGAGCCAGGGCUCGCUCUCCCUCACACCCUCUGUUCGCGGAGCGAGAAAGAGACCGCCUCUCUGACCGGGACUGGAGCCCCCCAAAAGGACUAGAGCGGAGGGCUAACCCGGAGACGUUUGGCCGGGUCAGACAGCGCAGUCGGAGCCGCAGCAGAGAGCGCUGGCUGAAAGAGCGAGACCUGGAGCGCGGCCUCGGGAAGAACUUUGAGGAGCGCCGCAAGCGAAGGAGCCUCAGCCCCAUAGAGCGUCCCGCAGAGGAGCGCGGGAGGUCAAAGCUCAGAGGAGGAGCGCCGUCCACUCCUGAAGACAGCCCUGACCGAGGCCGCGGCCGUCUGCCCGACUCCACCUCUGAACCCCUGGACCACACACCCGACAUCAGCAGACACUCCAGCGACGAGCGUCCCGCACAGGAUGACCCUGCCCAUCCGAGGAAGGACGAGCGCGAUCGCAACCCCCGCAAAAGCGAGAUUGACCCUGACUCUCAAUCAGACAAGUCCAAAACAGACUCCAAAAAGCCCAGCACGCUCUCUGAAUACGCUCAAUCGCUGAGCCGCGUCUGGCACGGCUCCCUAGUCCUGAAAAACAGCAGCUUCCCCACUAACAUGCACAUGCUGGAGGGGGGCGCGAGCUUCCUCCACUCCCUCAUGAGGGACAACCAAGCAGGCGGGUCCAAGAUCACACAGCUCAAAAUCGCCCAGCGGCUGAGGCUGGAUCAGCCCAAACUGGACGAGGUGACGCGCCGCAUUAAGCUAGGCAGUCCUGAUGGUUAUGCAGUCCUCCUCGCCGUGCAGGGACCCAUGGACCGCGACGCACCUCCUCCAGAACCAGGCCUUCAGCAGCGCCUUCUCCGAAACCUGGUGACUUACCUCAGGAACAAACAAGCAGCAGGGGUCAUCGGCCUGCCCCUCGGCGGCCCCAAGGAGCGGGAGAUGGGGGGCAUGCUGUACGCCUUCCCGCCCUGUGACUUCUCUCAGCAGUACCUGCAGACUGCUCUGAAGACUGUAGGGAAGCUGGAGGAGGAGCACCUGGUCAUCGUGGUGGUCCGAGACUCCCCUAAUCCACAGGUUCUCUGAGUUUAGGAGGGGUGUUUUUACUUUAAUACUUACACACAGUCCAAUGCUCCAGGAAACUGAGCAGCAUCUACAGAGCCGUUUUAUAAGCUGAGUUUCUGCCAAGAGGUUUUCCAGCAGUGUUCAGAGCUCUUCCCACACGCCUCUCCUCUUUAAACAGUGUUUUAUAGAUGUGCAUGCACAGCCCGGUGUGACUGAUGUUCAGCUCUGCUGGUUAAUCUGUGUCCUCAUGUUCACAACUGCAGCAGAAUGAGUCUGUUUAAAGUGGGAGAUCAUUCUUUAGUCAAUCGUCACACUCAAUUUACCUACAAAUCAGAUGCGUUCAGCUCAUGUUUCAUUGACCAGUGUGUUCAACCAGAAAUGAACAUCACCUCAUCAUUCACUCUCUCUCUCAUGUGCUUUUAAACAUUUGUGAGUGUUCUGCUGAACACAAAAGGAGAUAUUUUGAAGAAUGCUGGUUGCCUGUGAUUUUUACAGUCAGGAAAAUUAGUCAUGAGUGUCAACAUUCUUCAAAAUAUCUCCUUUUGUGUUCAGCGGAAGAAAUAAAAUAGAUUUUAAACAAGAGAAGAGUGACAGAAUCUUCAUUUUUGGUUGAGCUAUCCCUUUACUGCCGUUUCACACAUUCAGUAACACGUCUUCCACACGUGUGUGUGUGUGUUUCACAGUUAUGUUCAUAGAGAUAUAUCAGGCUCAGUUCAGCAUCAUAACUAAUCACAUCUACCUCUUUACUCAUGUAACAUGUGUCAGGUAUGUCUUACAAAAUGAAGAGCGUCUGGAAUAUUCAUAUGCAUCUGCAGCACUACCCAGAAGGUGUACUGUCGAAUACUGUACUAAUCCACACACACUAAACAUUGCGAACACUACAGCUGAGGGUUGUGUACACAUGAAUGUCUUGUUAAGCCUUCUCUGGUCUCCGACUGCCCUCCACUGAAUGACUUUAGUGCCGCGUCAUUCGAAGCCGAUGAUGAAUGCAGAUUUUAUACUCUGAAAUGUCUGUAUUAAUGUGUUAUUUCCAGAUUUGAGUCGUCCUGCCAACACUACAACACUUUGCACUGAACGGUCAUGUUAUUUUCACAUCCUCUUCUGUUGUUUAUCCCUCUAUUUUAUCACUCCUCUUUUGUAUUCUGUUGUUUUUAGUCUGUGAGCUAAACAUGUAUGACGUAAAAAAAAGAGUAAACAUUUCAUGUGCUUGUUUUUAAA
Messenger RNA from Danio aesculapii, 3863 nucleotides. RefSeq names its product RNA binding motif protein 15B (gene rbm15b). Lineage: Eukaryota; Metazoa; Chordata; Actinopteri; Cypriniformes; Danionidae. Gene Ontology annotation, cellular component: nucleus. The transcript has a single exon. The coding region runs from base 210 to 2666 and encodes 818 amino acids. The record is from RefSeq and is a predicted model, not a curated record. Gene Ontology annotation, molecular function: mRNA binding. Gene Ontology annotation, biological process: regulation of alternative mRNA splicing, via spliceosome.